Molecule: messenger RNA, 7358 nt
Organism: Parasteatoda tepidariorum (common house spider)
Lineage: Eukaryota; Metazoa; Arthropoda; Arachnida; Araneae; Theridiidae
Source: RefSeq, a predicted model, not a curated record
UGUCCAAUAUGGACCUUCAACCGAGAGAAAUUAAGAUUUUGGAGAGUGUUGAUGAUAUUCAGGAUCGACGUGAACAAGUUCUCUCUCGCUAUUCUGAAUUCAAAAUCGAAGCAAGGCAUAAGAGAGAAAGAUUAGAAGACUCCAGAAGGUUUCAGUAUUUUAAACGAGAUGCCGAUGAGCUGGAAUCAUGGAUAAAUGAAAAGUUGCAGGCAGCUUCUGAUGAAAGCUAUAAAGAUCCUACAAAUUUGCAGGCUAAAAUUCAAAAACACCAAGCAUUUGAAGCUGAAGUUGCUGCUCAUAGUAACGCUAUUGUUGCCUUGGACAACACUGGUUCUGAACUUAUCAAUCAAAAUCAUUUUGCAUCAGAUGUCAUUAAACAUCGUUUGGAAGAGUUGCACCGCCUUUGGGAAUUGUUGUUAUCUAAGCUUGCAGAUAAAGGGUUGAAAUUGCAACAGGCUUUAGUUCUAGUGCAAUUUCUACGCCAGUGCGAUGAGGUUAUGUUCUGGAUUAAUGAUAAGGAAGCCUUUGUUACCACUGAUGAAUUUGGACAAGAUCUUGAGCAUGUUGAAGUAUUGCAACGAAAGUUUGAUGAGUUUCAAAAAGAUAUGGCAAGUCAAGAAUUCAGAGUGCAGGAAGUGAAUGAGCAAGCUGAAAAAUUAGUGAAUGAAGGACAUCCUGAAGGAGAAACUAUCAACAAGAGAAAAGAGGAGGUGAAUGAUGCUUGGCAGAGAUUAAAAGCUUUGACACUUUUGAAACAAGAAAAGCUCUUUGGGGCACACGAAAUUCAACGUUUUAAUAGAGAUGCUGAUGAGACCAUUACCUGGAUAACAGAGAAAGACUUAGUUUUGUCCACAGAUGAUUAUGGUAGAGAUCUAGUGAGUGUGCAAACACUGCAGAGAAAACAUGAAGGCAUUGAGAGAGAUUUGGCUGCCCUCGAAGACAAAGUAAUGACAUUAGCCCAAGAAGCAGACAGAUUAUGUGUUAUUCAUCAAGAUCAUUCAGGACAAAUACAGUCAAAAAAUGCUGAAAUCUCAUCUAAUUGGGAGAGUCUUAAAUCAAAGGCACAAGAGCGCCGUAGACGCCUGGAUGAGUCGUAUCUUCUUCACCGAUUUCUAGCCGACUUCAGAGAUUUAGUAUCUUGGAUUCACGACAUGAAGGCUAUCAUUUCUGCAGAUGAAUUGGCUAAAGAUGUAGCAGGAGCUGAAGCAUUGCUUGAAAGGCAUCAGGAACACAAGGGUGAGAUAGAUGCAAGAGAAGAUAGUUUUAGAGCCACCGCUGAAGCAGGAAAAAUACUUUUAGAUCAAGAUCAUUAUGCAGUUGAAGAAGUGAAGGAAAAACUUGUGACUCUUGCAAAUGAAAAGCAGUCUCUACUCUCACUGUGGGAGGAGAGACGUAUCCUUUAUGAACAAUGCAUGGAUUUGCAACUCUUCUAUAGAGACACUGAACAGGCAGACACUUGGAUGGCUAAACAAGAAGCAUUCUUGGUGAAUGAAGAUUUGGGAGAUUCAUUGGAUUCUGUGGAAGCACUCAUUAAAAAACAUGAAGAUUUUGAAAAAUCUCUAGCUGCUCAAGAAGAAAAAAUUAAAGCUCUUGAUGAAUUUGCUACUAAAUUGAUUGAAGGGCAACAUUAUGCAGCAGAUGAUGUUGCACAAAGAAGAGCUGCUUUACUAGAAAGACGUUCCGCACUGAUGGAGAAAUCUGACAUUAGACGUGCAAUGCUGGAAGAUUCUUAUCGUUUACAACAGUUUGAAAGAGAUUGUGAUGAAACAAAAGGUUGGAUUAGUGAAAAGUUGAAGACUGCAACCGAUGAGAGUUAUCUUGAUCCAACCAAUGUUAAUGGCAAAGUCCAGAAACAUCAAAAUUUUGAACAAGAAUUAAAUGCCAAUAAAAGUAGGAUUGAUGAAAUUGCUAGUACUGGUCAGGAAUUGAUGGAAGCAAAUCAUUAUGCUUCAUCCCGAAUAAGUGAACGUAUGAUGGAAAUAUUGGAUUUGUGGAAAUCACUUGUUGAGGCAACUGAGAGGAAAGGAUCUAAAUUGAAUGAGGCAGCUGCCCAACAACAAUUCAAUAGAGGUAUUGAAGAUAUCGAAAUCUGGCUAUCUGAAGUAGAGGGACAACUCUUAUCUGAAGAUUAUGGAAAGGAUUUAACAAGCGUACAAAACUUGAUAAAGAAGCAUGCUUUAUUGGAAGCAGAUAUUGCCUCACAUCAGGAUCGCAUUGAUGGAGUUAUCAUCCAGGCCACAAAUUUUGUUGAACGUGGUCAUUUUGAUGCAGUUUCAAUUCAGAAUAAACAGGUGGCGCUAGUUGAGCGCUAUAAUGCUUUGCAAAAGCCCAUCACCACUAGACGCCAGAGACUUCAAGACUCUCUGAGAGUGCAGCAGUUGUACAGAGAUAUUGAGGAUGAGGAGGCUUGGAUUCGAGAAAAGGAACCUAUUGCUGCUUCUACUAAUCGAGGUAGAGAUCUGAUUGGUGUUCAAAAUUUGAUUAAGAAACAUCAAGCCAUGUUAGCAGAAAUCAAUAAUCAUGAAAACAGAGUACGCUCUGUGUGCCAAUGUGGGGAUGAAAUGGUGCAAGAAGGUCAUUUCGCAUCGAACGACAUACAAAAACGAUUGAGUGGAUUGAAUGAAAAAUGGCAAGCUUUGAAGGAUAAAGCUUUGCAAAGAAAGCAGGAUUUAGAGGAUUCUCUUCAAGCUCACCAGUACUUUGCUGAUGCAAAUGAGGCCGAGUCCUGGAUGAAAGAGAAAGAGCCUAUUGUCGGAAGUCAAGAUUUUGGAAAGGAUGAAGAUUCCACUGAAUCUUUGCUGAAAAAACAUGAAGCUUUGAUGGCUGAUUUGGAAGCUUUUGGAAAUACUAUACUGUCACUGAAAGAGCAGGCUCAUUCUUGCCGACAACAAGAGCGCCCUGUAGUAGAUCAUGCCGGUAAAGAAUUUGUGAUGGCCUUGUAUGAUUACAUUGAAAAAAGUCCAAGAGAAGUAUCAAUGAAAAAAGGAGAUGUCCUUACUCUCUUGAAUAGUAACAACAAGGAUUGGUGGAAAGUGGAAGUGAAUGACAGGCAGGGUUUUGUUCCUGCUGCCUACGUGAAGAAGAUAGAGGCUGGCCUCUCUUCCAGUCAACAGAAUCUUGCAGACACCAACAACAUAUCUGCUAGGCAACAACAGAUAGAGACCCAGUAUGAAUCCCUCAUGGGACUUGGGCAGGAAAGACGCAAUAAACUGGAAGAAUCCUGCAAGGCCUAUCAGUUGGUGAGAGAAGCAGCAGAACUAUCGCAGUGGCUCAAGGAUAAGGAACAAAUAGCCCAAGUACAAGAUGUGGGAGAAGAUUUAGAACAAGUUGAAGUAAUGCAGAAGAAUUUUGAUGAUUUCCGAGCUGAGCUACAAACCAAUGAAGCGAGGUUACAGCAGAUGAAUGAAACCGCAAGUCGAUUGAUGCAAUCUGGUCACACUGAAGCUGCACAGAAAAUUCAAACUCAGAUUGAAGAUGUGAAUCGUAAAUGGCAAGAAGUCCAGAAUGUGUCUCAAGAAAGAGCGACUCAGCUGGGCUCUGCCCAUGAAGUGCAGAGAUUCCAGCGUGAUGUGGAUGAAACCAAAGACUGGAUAAGGGAAAAAGAUGACAACCUGAAUAGUGAAGCUUGUGGUGAAGAUUUGCGUAGUGUCCAAACUUUACAAAGGAAACAUGAAGGAUUGGAAAGAGAUCUUGCUGCUCUGGGAGAUAGAAUAAGAAGCUUAGAUGACACUGCCAGUAGACUUAUGCAAACUCAUCCUGAUUCAGCAGAAUUGAUCUAUAUCAAACAGAAAGAAAUUAAUGAAGAAUGGACACAGCUUACUGCAAAAGCCAACGCCCGCAAGGAAAAACUUCUAGAUUCAUACGAUUUACAGCGAUUCUUAGCUGACUACAGAGAUUUAAUGUCUUGGAUACAGAGCAUGAUGAGUCUUGUGUUCUCUGAAGAAUUAGCAAGUGAUGUUACUGGGGCAGAAGCUUUACUUGAAAGACAUCAGAAUUAUCGUUCAGAAAUAGAUGCAUAUUAUGGCAUCCCACAGGAACAUCGUACCGAGAUUGAUGCUCGCGCUGGUACAUUCCAGGCCUUUGAAAUGUUUGGGCAACAGUUGCUUCAGAGUGGUCAUUAUGCCAGUCCAGAGGUGCAAGAAAAAUUGGAAAAAAUGAAUGAUGCGAGACAAGAUCUUGAACGUGCUUGGAUUGCACGAAGGAUGAAACUAGAUCAGUGUCUGGAACUGCAGUUGUUUUACAGAGAUUGUGAGCAGGCAGAAAACUGGAUGGGAAGUCGAGAAGCUUUCCUCAGCUCUGAUGACAUGGGUGGUGAUAAUGUAGAAUCUCUCAUAAAGAAACAUGAAGAUUUUGAUAAAGCAAUAAAUGCUCAGGUAUGCAUGCAUAUUCCACAAAUUAAGUCAAUCAUGGUGUAUAGUGUUUUUAAUGGAUCACAAUUUCAGGUUGAAUCUCUUUUGAAAUCUGAAGAAUCUGGCAAAGACUUAGCCUCUGUUCAAAACCUCAUCAAGAAACAUCAACUUGUUGAAGCUGAUGUGAAUGCCCAUGAAGAUCGCAUCAGAGAUAUGAACACUUUAGCUGACAGUUUAAUUGAGUCAGGGCAGUGCGAUGCUGCCUCCAUUGAAGAAAAGCGCAGCUCAAUUAAUGAACGAUACAAUAGAGUCAAAACUUUGGCUGGUCACAGGCGAGCUAGACUUAAUGAAGCAAAUACAUUGCACCAAUUCUUCCGUGAUAUUGCCGACGAAGAGUCCUGGAUUAAAGAGAAAAAACUAUUGGUUAGUUCUGAUGAUUAUGGUCGUGACUUGACUGGAGUACAGAAUUUACGUAAAAAGCAUGUGCGUCUCGAGGCAGAGUUAGUAGCCCAUGAACCAACUAUUGAAGCUGUCCAAGAGGCUGGUCAAAAAUUAAUGGCAGAGUCUAACUUAGGUGUACCAGAAAUAGAACUGAGGCUUAAAAAUUUGGAUAAUGCUUGGCAGGAACUAAAAAAAAUGACAUCUGACAGAGGAACAAAAUUGAAUGAAUCUCUUGCAUAUCAAAAUUUCUUAGCCAAAUUAGAGGAAGAAGAAGCCUGGAUUUCUGAGAAACAUCAACUUUUGAAUGUUGAUGAUUAUGGAGACACAAUGGCUGCAGUUCAGGGCCUGUUGAAGAAACAUGAUGCAUUUGAGAUAGAUUUUGCUGUCCACCGUGAAAGAUGUGUUGCGAUUUCAUCAGAGGGGCAACAACUGGUGGCUGAAGAGAACCACCACUCUGGCAGCAUCAGUCAAAGACUGCAGCAACUUCACGACAGAUUGAGUGCACUGGAUGCCAGCGCCAUUCGAAGGAAGAGUAAACUGAAGGAUAACUCCGCCUACUUACAGUUCAUGUGGAAAGCUGAUGUAGUCGCUAGUUGGAUAGGUGACAAAGAAACACAUGUUCGUUCUGAAGAUUAUGGCCGAGAUCUGUCAUCAGUACAGACUCUUUUGACAAAACAAGAAACAUUUGAUGCUGGUCUGUCAGCAUUUGAGCAAGAAGGUAUUCAAAGCAUCACUCAGUUGAAAGACCAACUUAUGGCUGCUAAUCAUGACCAAACUCCAGCAAUUGUUAAACGACAUGACGAUGUUCUUGGAAGGUGGCACAACCUGUUAGCAGCUUCGGAAGCCCGUAAACAGCGUUUGCUUCAUAUGCUUGAACAGUUUAAGCAGAUUGAAGACCUGUUCCUUACAUUUGCAAAGAAAGCUUCUGCUUUCAACAGCUGGUUUGAAAAUGCAGAGGAAGAUCUUACCGAUCCGGUUCGCUGCAACUCUAUCGAAGAAAUCAAAGCAUUACGAGAGGCUCAUGCAAAGUUCCAAGCAUCUUUGAGCUCUGCACAAGCCGAUUUUGAAGUAUUAGCAGCUCUGGAUCAGCAGAUAAAAUCCUUCAAUGUCGGGGGUAAUCCUUAUACUUGGUUCACUAUGGAAGCAUUAGAGGAUACUUGGCGCAAUCUUCAAAAGAUCAUACAAGAAAGAGAUGUAGAGCUUGUUAAAGAAGACCAAAGACAAGAAGAAAAUGAUAGAUUAAGAAUUGAGUUUGCAAAGCAUGCCAAUGCUUUUCACCAAUGGCUCACAGACACAAGAAUGUGGUUGCUUGAUGGGUCAUCGAUGCUUGAAGGAACUGGUUCUCUAGAAGCUCAGCUGGAUGCAACUAAACGCAAAGCAGCAGAUGUGAGGGCUCGAAGAGCAGAGCUGAAACAGAUAGAAGAUUUAGGCGCUCUUUUAGGUGAACACCUUAUUCUUGACAAUCGUUACACAGAGCACAGUACUGUAGGCCUCGCUCAGCAAUGGGAUCAACUUGAUCAGUUAGGAAUGAGAAUGCAGCACAAUCUAGAACAACAAAUACAAGCAAGAAACCAGAGUGGAGUUUCCGAAGAUGCUUUGAAAGAAUUUAGUAUGAUGUUUAAACAUUUUGAUAAAGAAAAAUCUGGUCGACUAAACCACUUCCAGUUUAAAAGUUGCCUUCGUGCUCUGGGAUAUGACCUGCCAAUGGUGGAAGAGGGACAACCAGACCCAGAAUUCGAGGCCAUCCUGAAUGUAGUAGAUCCUAACAGAGAUGGCUAUGUCUCCCUCCAAGAGUACAUGGCCUUCAUGAUCUCCAGGGAAACUGAAAAUGUCCGCUCCAGUGAAGAAGUGGAAAAUGCCUUCAGAGCCAUUACCUCAGGCGAGAGACCCUAUGUCACUGCAGAAGAGUUAUACGCCAAUCUUACAAAAGAAAUGGCCGAUUAUUGUGUCUCACGAAUGAAGCCUUAUGAAGACAAAAAUGGGCGAGCUAUUCCUGGGGCUUAUGAUUACAUAGACUUUACUCACACACUUUUCCAAAAUUAAAGAAGCUGCUAUUUAUUGUCAUUUGGUUUCUUCUAUCUUCCCUUCAUCAGCUGCUUAACUCUUUCCUUGAGAUUAGUUGGUUGCUAUGUAGAUAUACAUUUAAAAAAAAUAUUUCAUGUCCGGUGUUUUCUUUAUGUUUUAAUGCACUUUUAUAUACAUUUUUAAUUAUAAAAAUCUUGAGACAUUUUUUAUACAAUUUAAUUUACUAGUUAUAAUAGAGGUUUUAAUCAAAUUAAUGAAUAUUAUGCUUUUAUAGUAGUUUAUUUUUCUGAAUUGUGUUGCAAGCCAAGUAAAAAUUAAAUUAUUUUUCUUGGAUUAAGUCAGAUUGCUAAAAAGAUGAUCUCACUAUUUUUCAUUUUAUCUGAAAUGAGUUACGUUGAAUUAUAGAGAUUUAACAAUUACUUGCACAAUAUAGAUUGUUUUCCUAAUAAAACUUAGGUUGUGAAUAUUUAUUAAACUUAUGUUCACGAAAAUAAUUGCUUUUAUUGUAUCAAGCUUCUAAAUAAAAUUUUGUUUUGAUAUAAA